Molecule: messenger RNA, 3090 nt
Organism: Giardia duodenalis
Lineage: Eukaryota; Fornicata; Diplomonadida; Hexamitidae
Product: putative Ribonuclease
Exons: 1
Coding region: 1-3090 (1029 amino acids)
Biological process (GO): mRNA catabolic process
Cellular component (GO): P-body; exosome (RNase complex)
Molecular function (GO): 3'-5'-RNA exonuclease activity; RNA binding
Source: RefSeq, a predicted model, not a curated record
AUGAGCUUCUUAGAGAAGACCUACAAGCAGGGAAUCUCUCGCUCACGAGAAUACACCUCGGGGCUAUCGCAUGCAACUCCACCAGAUUCAUCUAAUACGUCAGAUUCUGAGCUCCGGGACUACUCCGAAUCAUCCGGGUUUACAAAGUAUUGGAGCCUUGAAGACGUCAAUGGAGCGCUAAAAGAGCAUCCAGCCCUGUUCAUCAAAGGAAAACUAAUAAUCCCCAAGAAGUAUGGACACGGCACUGUCUAUAGCACCUACCACAAUGCAAACAUCCACCUCUCGUCCAAAGUGGCCCUGAAUCGCUCCAUUCACGACGAUGAAGUCCUAGUAUUUAUCCUAGAGAACCAGAUGAGCACAUCUAAAACUAUAUGUGACUGGAAGCUAGAUAACACCCCCACUGACCAAGAACUGGUAAUGGUGACCCAACGGUAUGAGGGUGUUGUUGUCUAUAAUUACACUGCUGUCAAAAAUAGGUAUCUUUGUUUGCAGUGUAAGCUGCUCCCCAAUAGCGGGAAUAAAACGACUAAGUUGCUCCAUCCUUUGGAUCAGCGAUACCCAGCAAUAAGUGUGUCCUUAAAGGAUAGCUAUCAAUCCCAUGAUAUGGUAUUCACCGUAGAAGCAACACAAUGGCGUUUUUCUGACUCUCAUCCACAGGGGCACAUCCUACCCAACAACCGCAACGGAUCAAUAAACAUACUUAGUCCAUGCUUAUGUACCACUCCCUUAGAUAAGUUGUGCAACCAUGUCCUGAGUUCCCAGCAACUCCCUUACACCUUUCCCGAUCAUCAUAGCUCGGAUCCCUACAAGCCCGUUUACGAUUCUGCACUCGCCCAACUAAGCCAACUCUGCAACUUGCCGCAAGAAGGAGUCACAUCCACGCAGUCUCUCUCCAGCGAUUACUUUGCUUCGCUCAUUGGGAAGUUUAGGACAGAACACUUCAGGAAGGAUCUUGAGAGUCUUGGCCGUCGAUCAUUUUGUGAAGAGGUAGUCAUCACCAUAGAUCCCGAUACUGCCAGAGACUUCGAUGACGCUAUCCACAUUUCGCCGCUUGUUUCCACAGGAGUUGGACCCGCUAUUCGCGUCCCGAUUUCAGAGUACUGGAGCAACUAUGUCAGUCCUGGCACAAAGAACUAUACAGUUGUAGGCUAUGAGGUUGGAAUCCACAUCGCGGACGCAACAUAUUAUCUGGACCAAUCUCCGUGGCUCGACGAAAUGGCUCAGAAAACAAUGUCUUCUAUUUACUUGUCAGAUCGAGUGUGCCCAAUGUUGCCACCCCUUUUUUCAAACAUCAUUUGCUCCUUGAACCCUGCCGUGCCACGCAUGGCAUUCAGUAUCGUUGUCCAGCUUGACGUUGACGGAAGGCUACUUCCUCAAGAAGUGUGGUUUGGUAAGAGUAUUAUCUUUUCCUAUGCUCGUCUGGAUUAUUCUGCAGCCCAAAGAAUCAUCAACAAGGACUUUACACCAGAUGAGAUUUCUAAGACAACAACGUCCAUUUUUGGGCUUUGGCCGUGUAUUGAAGGGUUCGCUCCGGUCGUCGCUCUAAGUGUUGACCUCAGUAACAAACUCUCCCUGGCUCUGCGAAAGCUCCGUAAGUCCUAUGGGGCACUGCUCAUCUCGAUGCCUGAGGAGCGCUACGCUAUAGAUCCAGAUACUCUCAUUGUCAGCAGGAAACAGACAGUAGAAGAAGAUGAGGCUCACCACCUCAUUGAGGAGUUUAUGCUGUUGGGGAAUUGCCUGGUGGCUCAAAAGUUGAUACUCUGUUUUCCGACCUUGCCGAUCCUUCGGAUACACCCUACCUGUAAGAAGAGCAAAAUAUUGACCCAGAUUUUGAGGCAUAGAAAGCUUCCUCAAAUAGAUACAAAGAGCCUGAUGCAGACUAAUAAAUGGCUGGAUACCUUGGGGAAGAAAAUACAAGAGGAUGGUGAGGAGCAUGGGGUACAGUUGGCGAACUACUUCUUCUUGGCGAACUGCCUGCAAAAGGCCAUCUACCAGGUAGGAUCCACCCAUCCCUUUAAAUUGCUGACCCACUGGGGGAUACACGCUCAUCUGUACAUGCAUUUCACAUCUCCGAUAAGGCGUUAUCCGGACGACAUAGCCCAUCGUCUGCUUCAUCUUGGCUUAGCGCUGGAACGUCAAGUAUAUGCGGAUGAUCCUCAAUACCACUGCUCGCAAGCUGCAACCUUCAGACCAUAUAAAUUUGUGAUUACUGAGCCCUUGGAUAUUUAUAAGGACCUCCUGUUUCAGCCACCAAAGUCCCUUUUAAGAUUAGCAAAAACGGCAUAUCACCCUAACACAAAUGCAAUGAACGUCCAGUCUGGUCCUGACACAAUCAGCAUGGAAGCUCUCGAAGAGCAGCUUCUUUCAGAAGGGUUACGAGUCGGUACAUCCUUGAAGAGUUUUAGUUUCAAAGCCGUUCUCAAGGAUAUUGAGCGUCGGUACAAUAGCGAUAAGAGCUCGAUUAUUCGUUCUGUAGAGGAUGUUGAGUCUGACGUUGAGCAACAAGUAGAGCAAUCUGCAAAAAAGUCUCCAGUCCAAGCAAUUUUUGAUCAGAUUGAAGCUGACAUCGCAACCAUAGGUUACUCCUUUUCGUCCAUAAACACCAUGGUUGAAAAGAUCAAUGCAAUCGAGCUGAAGAUAGGUAUGAUAGAGACCAUGAACCAUCGCGCAAUGCUUUGUCUUCUAAUACAGCAGACACCCGAGUUCAAAAGCAAGGGGGGAAUCGAUGUCAAAGCAUAUGUUGUUUCUUCCCAGCUCAACCGUCUGAUUACUCUCUAUGUUCCUGCGUACGGGUGCCCCUUCUCAAUGACUUAUCCGCAUGAGCUAUUAGAUAAUCUAUCUAUUCGUCUCAGAGGGUUUGAUAAAGCUGUUUCAGUUGAAAUGCAAAAGGGCCCUCCUCAAGCUGCUGAAAAGGGACUAGUUGAUAGAGUUCCUUGUCAAGACUAUGACCUUGGGGCUAAUGAGGGCUCAUCGACGAGCGUCUACGUUCUUCCGCUCAUGAUACCUAUUAGUGCUCGCAUAGUCCCCGUCUCAAAAGAAUUCUACGAGGGAGUCGACCUCCUGCUCACAGACCCCUCCCUUGCGGAGUAA